Messenger RNA from Vicia villosa (hairy vetch), 1281 nucleotides. RefSeq lists its product as uncharacterized. Lineage: Eukaryota; Viridiplantae; Streptophyta; Magnoliopsida; Fabales; Fabaceae. The transcript is spliced from 5 exons. Gene Ontology annotation, biological process: GPI anchor biosynthetic process. The record is from RefSeq and is a predicted model, not a curated record. Bases 220 to 1167 code for a protein of 315 amino acids. Gene Ontology annotation, cellular component: endoplasmic reticulum membrane.
UCUAAUUCAAGGCCCAAUCAUAUUUCUUUUGCAGAGCUUCACAUCAAGAAUUCAAGUCUCAACAUGCUUCAUCAAAUCAACGAAAUUACUACUUUGUCCCUGUCCUUGUAGUACCGGAAACAAGCUGGUGUCCCUGCACCGAACUCGCGCAAUCGUAAAAUCCAAAAGCCGGCCGGAAAACAGCCGGAGUUGAUCGUCGGCCGCCAUAAACAAUUCUAAAUGACAACUAGGCACUUUGUUCAACUCUGCAUCUAUUUGUUAGCUGGAUAUUCAUUUAUAUGGUCACCUGGAAACUGUUCGGUUGGUGAUUCAGUAUCAGGUCAGGUGACUGGCUCCCCAAAUACUAUGUCUAAUAGUAGAAAUGCUAAAUCUUUUUCUCCCGUGAAGCAAUUUCUGAUGCAGUCUUAUUAUGACAGAUAUACGAGCUUACAUGAUUCAGACUUUGAAAAUUUCAUGUCUCAUGAAAUCACUUCUGGUCUGUGUGAAGUGCUUCCAGAAAACCAUAGUUCCAUAUUAAAAUUGUCAGUUCUAAAACGCAAUCUUGUUGGUGAAGGUUCUCACCGUCGCGUGUCUACAUUAAUCAAAUUACAAACCCAACAGUUGAACUCUUUGUCUGAUCUUGUAAGCUAUUCAUGUAAAUUAAUAAUUAUUGAAAGGCUGCCUUCUGGAGUUUUUGCUGAUCCAUUUGAAUUGCAACAUCUUGCUCAACGUGGUGUGUUCAAUGAUAUAGCCGUCUUUGGUGAUACAAAUCUGGAGCUGCCUUCGUUCUUGUCCAAUCGAUCUGCCGUUGAAAUCCACUUAGAUAUUGAUCCAAAUACAUUGCUACAGCCAGCUAAUAUCAGCAUAGAGUUUCCUUUGCACGCACGAUAUCAACCUCUGAAUGAAAGUGGCUACUCAAUAGUCGAAUUUGGUGCACCGGAUACAAUACUGCGCUGCAGCACAAAGGAAACGUUGGAAAAUAGCAAUUGUUUGGUCAAAUUGAAAAAUGAUAAUGCCAAUCUGUAUGAUGCUGGUCUUGUUUGGAGAAUACCAUCUGGAAAAAAGGCGCACUCUGAUCUUGUAUCUAUCGUUACAUUUCUUACAGCCUUCUUAUCAACUCUUGUAAUUAUGGUAACAUCAUUGCAUCAUUUUAAUAGCAGAGUGAGUAAAGAUUUGAAACAGUCGUGACUCGUGAAGGUUUUUUUAUUAAUGCAUCUUUUAUUAAGUGAUGCUAUACAUUCAUUAUUUGUUGUACUUAUGUAAGGAUAUUUUAUCAUCAGUCAAGAAAAUAAUUUGCUUGAA